GCUGUUGCCCCUUACAACAAGCUUACCUAUGCUGUUCGCCCUCUGGCUCCAAUUGUCUACAGCGCCUACCCUUAUGCUUAUGCAACAGCAGGUGGAGACAAGUACCCGGCCAACGUGAACCCAGCUGAGUGCGUCAACUACCCGUACUGCCACGACGGAAUUUAUGGGAACCAUGCAGUGGGCACGUUCAAAUCCGGCUACACAGGUGUCGUCCCUGUUGUGCACGCCAUUGCCAAGAACUACGGGGGCUAUGCAACCAAGUACCCGGCUGGGGUGAAUCCUGCUGUGUGUCCCAACUACCCCUUCUGCCAUUAGCAACCCCCACACAAAGAUGAAGGAACCUCACCAAGAAAAUAUAUCGUACUGCCAAAUCGGAAGAGUCAUCAUGUUUGAAAAUAAUAUUUUGAGCAUUGCAUCUCAUCGAUUAUACAAUCAGCAUUUAUGCAUCAGAUUACGAUUUUCGGUUUGACAACUUGGAUUUUUCUUCUGAAGAUGUGCUGCAAUCCAAGUGUUUUUUUUUUUUAAUUCGGCACAUAGUUUCAGAUUCUUUCUUCUUUUUUUAUCGCCAGGCAUUGCUUUUUUGAUGAAGAUGAUACAAAGGUGGCAUUAAACAUGAUGGGCUGUCAUGCUUUUCUUCAAAAAUA
Molecule: messenger RNA, 644 nt
Organism: Notodromas monacha
Lineage: Eukaryota; Metazoa; Arthropoda; Ostracoda; Podocopida; Cyprididae
Source: the annotation of a GenBank genome assembly